This is a messenger RNA of Spirometra erinaceieuropaei, 2490 nucleotides long. NCBI's taxonomy places the organism in Eukaryota, Metazoa, Platyhelminthes, Cestoda, Diphyllobothriidea, Diphyllobothriidae. The record is from the annotation of a GenBank genome assembly.
AUGCCAAAUCUCUUUGAGUCAGCUGAACGUUUGUACAGACGAAUCGCUGGUACUAAUACUAGUGGUGCGGCCACCAAAAAUUACGGGGGCAGGAAGCACACGGCGGACAGCAAGUCCACCGGUGGCUCUAAUUCCUCCCCCUUUCGCUGGGCCGAACAGAAUAACUACUCCGCCCGAUCACCCAGCUCCACCAACCUGGCGACCUCUGAAGAGGCUUCAGACGAUCCCGUCGACGGCAGUGUCGACAGCAACAACCUCCUUUCCCCUCGUGCUCAUCCACCCGGUGACUUGACCGCCGUGAGCAGCAGCAGUAGUACCAGUGACAAUGACGCGGCCUAUGACGAAAUCGAUAACACAACUACAGAUGCUGCUGGGACUGUUGCUGGAGCCAACAACGAGGAUCCGGUCGAUCUGGACGGCUUGGAACCCCAGGAGGCCUACAGACGAAACCAGCACUUUCGGCGGAGUAUUCAGAAGGCUCAAGCCAGCCGGUCGGCUGACUUUGAAGACCGGAUUACUGUGCCUGCCUCUAUCGGGCAGAGUCGUUAUCCCAGUGACGAGCGUGUAAGACUGUCCGCCUCCUCCCCAUCCUCCUCUGCCGGAGAAGAUGAAGAGGAGGAGGAGGAUGAGGAUGAUGAGGAGGAAGAGGAAGAAGGCGAUGACCGCACUGAUCUUUACCCAAACGGGAGCCGGGGCGGAGGCGGCGCCUCACGCUCCCCUUCCACUGCCUUCGUGCCACGUACAGGUGUCCAAUGGCCCUCAGACUCUCCACAAACACUGCUUGAACUCAUGCCAAAGAUGCGCUGUGCUAUGGGACCGCAGACGACACAGUUUGUGCGUGCUAUCUGCCAGCGCAGUUCUUGCCGAUGCCUUCUCCGCGGGCACGACACCCUCAUGCUCUUCCCUCUCUUCGACGCCAUCCUCUGCGAGGCGACUUGGGAGAAGAUUCUGGACAACCAUAACGCUGGAUCGCGUUCCAGCGGACACUUUCUUUCCCGUCUGCACAGUCAUGUGCCUACGUCUACCAGCGAGACCGUAGCCAAGCUGAUAAUGUUCCGCCAGUGUCGCGGAUGGUAUGAGGUCAUGAAUGAAAAUCACGAGGCCGUACCACACUGGACUACAGUGGAAGACCUGCGUCGUGCCCGGCCCCCCAUCUUCCUUGUGCGACGGGAACUACGCUGUCUAGUUGCCCCUCAACACCUCUGGCUGCCCCCAGUGCAACCGUCACAGGCUCCGAUCUCAGAGAAUUGUGCACCCCCACCAGUCCCUAUAUCCUCGUCCAUCGUAUCCGAAGCGAUGACGAUGAAUGCUAUAUCCUCCAGCGCUCCAUGCGUCCUCAAACCAGGCACACUCCUCACCUACGUAGACUUUCUGUCUUCUUGCUCCGUUAAACGUGGCAAGAAAGUGAAACAACUGCCCCUGGUGUUGGCGGUCGAGAAACAGCGCUCCACCAAACAACCGGAAACUGCCCAGACGGCCCCACGAAAACUCUACUACCUCGGCACCGAAGAAGCCUCCAGUCUAGCCGUUUUUCCGUCAAAACUGGCGCUCAGUCCGCUUGCCGGACCAGAAAACAUUUCUGGCGUACAUAUGCUCUCCAGCCUGUUGCGUAAGUUCCGUCUCCCACUUUCCAUCAGUCCAGUUGCGGUGCCAGAACGGCGUCUGAAUAGUGGCAGCAACGUCAGCAGCUUGAGCGGAGACUCCGGCGGAGUUGACUACGCAACGGCACAGUCUAGCAAACCGGUCAAUAUCUUUCCCACCGUUCCCGGCAUCUCCUUCACGGAGCGUAAUUUUAUUCGCCUGCGUGCCUUACAGCGCGGGGAUAUUUUAAUUGUUGCACCGAUCGACGCACCGGAUCGGUUUUUCCUCAUUACACCUACAUUGCUACAAGAUCACCUCUUCCAGAUCGGUUUCUCGGAGGACCCCAUCUACCACCGUCUGGCGGCCAGUCAUCGUAAUCGAACCACUAACUUCCUUUCUACCGCACACCCCCGCGAAUCCCUAAGUUACCUUCUGCGCUACCUCAAAAAUGUGACUAACGAGCCAAGACCACCAAUCAGCUCGAAGUUUCUGGAAGCCUGUCGAACUCAAAAUCAAAAUUCCACACAGAACUUUGAGAUCUCUUCAGCUCUCGCAAAGGUCAUCUACAAGGAAACUGGCAGAGACCCUCGAGUUGGACCAGACUGCAAUUUUACCCCGGAACAAGUCGACCAGGUGUAUGAGGAAUUGGACGACCUUUACUUCUUCACGCGAAAUGGCUACUUUCCUCCAAAAAAUCGUCAACGACGCGUCACCGCUGGCACGACGCGAAAUUUGGGAGCCUCGGAGUCUCCGUCUGAGGCCUGUCCUGUGGGCCAACGUACGCUCCUAAGUAAAGUCGCGACUAGUGGUCCUCUGACACCGAAUCAUCUUUCAACAGGUGGCCAGCGGCAGAUGCCCAUUGCGGAACAACUUCUGGCCGCCAGCCUUAACAUAUCGACCUCUAAGUAG